Molecule: messenger RNA, 426 nt
Organism: Exophiala bonariae
Lineage: Eukaryota; Fungi; Ascomycota; Eurotiomycetes; Chaetothyriales; Herpotrichiellaceae
Exons: 2
Coding region: 1-426 (141 amino acids)
Molecular function (GO): carbon-sulfur lyase activity
Source: RefSeq, a predicted model, not a curated record
AUGCCUUCCGGAAGUUGUUUCUGCGGAAACAUCAAGGUCGAGUACUCUGGCGAGCCGGCCAUGACGGCGCUCUGCCACUGCGCCGACUGCCGCAAGAUCGGUGGGGCCAACUACAGCAACAACAUCGUGGUACCCGUGGCGAACUUCAAGAUCCUGAGCGGCAAGCCGAAGGAGAUCUCCAAGACGGCGGACUCGGGCAAGUCCAUCACCAGCUCCUUCUGCGGCGACUGCGGCACCACGCUGUGGCGGCACGGCGACGCCUUCGGCGGCGUCGACGGCAUGCGCAUCAUCAAGGCGGGCAUCCUCGACGACGUCAACGUCAUCAACAGCAUCAAGCCCGGCGCUGAGCUGUUCGCGCCUGGACGCGUCAGCUGGGUGCCGGCCGUCGAGGGCGCGGGCCAGGUCGAUGCUAUGCCGCCUUCUUAG